Molossus molossus (Pallas's mastiff bat) is the source of this 8883-nucleotide messenger RNA. RefSeq names its product SEC16 homolog A, endoplasmic reticulum export factor (gene SEC16A). Bases 423 to 7421 code for a protein of 2332 amino acids. Gene Ontology annotation, biological process: Golgi organization; autophagy; COPII vesicle coat assembly. The transcript is spliced from 31 exons. Gene Ontology annotation, cellular component: endoplasmic reticulum exit site; ER to Golgi transport vesicle membrane. Lineage: Eukaryota; Metazoa; Chordata; Mammalia; Chiroptera; Molossidae. The record is from RefSeq and is a predicted model, not a curated record.
UCGUUCAAGACUGCUUCUUCCCUUGCGUCUGAUUGAGGAACCCCUACUCUUCUCGCAUCCUAAAACGAGAAACGGCUGCGAGAAAGCCAGCGUAACCGGGGCGACGUCCCAGGGCGCCCCCCGCGCGCCCUGCCGGACAGUAGACAGAUUUCCAAGAACAGAAACAUUGCAUGUCUGCAAAAACGUGGCUGAAACUCUAGUCCUUCGCCAUUUCUCCCCGCCCCGGAUCCACUUGUCUCUGUGAUUGCUGAACUUUCAUCCGUCGGUGAGGGUGGAAGGCCUGAUGAACAGAAAAGGGCUUCUAAGGACAGAACCUGGAUUUUUGUCUUGAAAGUACAAGUUCGCUGUUCAAGUUCAAAUUAAGAAUAACCUAGAUCCUGCUUCUCUCUGUAAGCGGCAUCUAAUUGUGCAAGAGCUCAGCCAUGCAGCCACCGCCACAGGCUGUCCCACCCAGCCUGGUGGGGCCGCCUCCAGCUGGGAGCCCUCCGAGCAUGUUCUGGUCCAGCAGCUCAUACAGGAGACAGGCGGUCACUAGUGGACCAUUGGCUUCAGUGACUUGCCCACUGCAGCCGGUAACGGAUCCGUUUGCUUUCAGUAGACAGGCACUUGAAAACACCUCGUCCAGAAGCAGCCCACCCGUUUUGCCCGCCUCGGCCCCACCAGCAUUUCUUCAGCACCCUGGUCUGCCUGCGCCUCACACAAAUGCUGCGUAUAGCUCCCAAGGGCCCUGCGAGCCUCUGCCGAGACCUCCGUCACAGCCCAGGCCAGUGGCAAGUCCACCUUCCAGUGUGUUGACCCCUCCAGCACCGCCGGGGCCUGAGGUGAACAGGAGUGCCCAGGUCGCUUCCAGCUCGGAGCACGAAGUUCAGGCUCCGUACAUUCCAGGAGCGGGUUCUGGCAGUCCUCACAGGGGCCCUCUGCACGGGGACCUGCCUGGGCCUGACAGACCCCCGAGUGGGCAGAACACUCACGGCAGUGCCGCGGCUCCAGCAGCGUCCCCUUUCUUCUCUCAGCCUCGUCAGCAGAUGCCAGGGCAGUGGGGGCCGGUGCAGGGAGGCCCCCAGCCCCCGGCUCAGCACUAUUGGCCCUGCCCAGAAGGACCUGUUCCGCAUGCGGCACCGCCGGCCUCCAGCGUCUCCCACGUCCCUGCGCUGUCCAGCCUGCCUCAGGGGUCUGACCACGAGUGGCACAGCCCUUCCGGCACAGGACCCUUGGCCGGUGGUGGAAGAGAUGAGGCAGCCUUCCUGCAAAGUGGAAACUACUCAGCAAGUAACUUUGAUCUUGAAAACGCAUUCAGGCAGACUUUCAGAGUUGGGAAUACCCGGGCUGGCCAGGAGUUCAGGCCGAACCCAGGAGCGAAUAAAGAGCAGCUGCCAACCCCUGCCCUUGUGAGUCCCUUCGCUCGGGUACAUAGCCCCGAAAGCCGUUCACACUGCCCACUGGGGGCCGGGAGCAGCCAGGCCCUGCCAGAAGCCGACUCGGGCGCGCUCUCCAUGUUUUUCCGCGGAGGAGAGACGGAAAAUGAGGAGACCCUCUCCUCUGAAAACGCGGGCUCUGCUGGUCCGGCUGACUUGGACGGUUUCUCCCCCAGCCGUGGCCUGGGCCCUCCUCCUGCACUUGGGGGAGCAGGCGGCGUUUACCAGGCCUUUCUCAGAGCCUCCCGCAGCGAGACCGCGCAGCCGGGUGGAGACACGCAACCUUACUUUCCUCAGUCUGCAGGCACCCAGCGCGAUAAACCAACCGCUCAGAACACAGCUGCUGCUUUGUGGGGUGGCGCGGCCGGUGCAGGGACUCGCGACACUGGUGGCUCGCGCUGUGAGAACGUGGAGAACGUAGACUUCACUCAGAACCAAGAGGUUCCGCCAAGUGAGCCCCCACGUUUGGAUGCUUCCUCCCCAGGCGAUCAGCUCAGAUGCGGGCCUCUUCCUGGGCCCGGGGUCCCCAGGCUCGCUGUCGCAGGCCACACUGGAGGUGGGGGCUCGAAUCUCGAGGCCCUGGACAUGCCACUGCACCCCGUGCGGUCUGAUAGCGUGUCCUCUAGUUACAGCAGCAAGAGCCACCGGAGCGUCCCCAGUGCAGCCAGGCCCCAGGACCUGGGCACUUUCAUCCAGCAGGAAGUGGGAAAACCUGAGGAUGAGGCUUCAGGGAGCUUUUUUAAGCAAAUAGAUUCUUCUCCUGUGGGAGGUGAGACAGAUGAGACCACCGUGAGCCAGAAUUACCACAGCAGCCUGUCCCAGCCUUUGACCCCAAGCCCCCCCAAACCUACAGGGAUAUUUCAGACAAGUGCAAAUAGUUCUUUUGAACCAGUGAAAUCCCACUUAGUCGGAGUAAAACCAAUCGAGGCAGAUCGUGCCAAUGUGGUGGGUGAGGUAAGGGAGACCCAUGCUCACCAGAAGCGCAGACCAGCCGCUGCACCGCCUGACACCUGCCCUGGCAACCUGGAGCAGCCACCAGACAACAUGGAGACCCUCCUCCCACCCCAGGUCUGUCCUCUGCCUCUUCUCGCACCUGCAGAAGCCGGUCACAGGCUUCCGCAGCCUGGGGGGCCACCCUUGGAGACUGUGCUUCCCACACCUGAGAAGAGGCCCUCGACCAGGGCCCAGGGAGCCGUGAAGUGUGAGAGCCCAGCAACGACUCUGUGGGCACAGAACGAACUGCCAGACUUUGGGGGCAACGUCCUUUUAGCCCCUGCUGCUCCCGUGCUUCACGUGCCUGGAAAACCUCAGCCGUCUGAAGUGGUUCAGCCUCCAGAUGAGGGGGUGUCUGGUCAGCUGUCCCAGCAGCCAGGCUGCCUCCCCCCCCUGCAGAGUGGGGAUGGCAUUGGUGCUUCUGAGAACCUCGAGAACCCUCCCAAGAUGGGAGAUGAGGAGGCUCUCCUGUCUCAGGCAGGUUCUGGUUAUGCCAGUCUGUUGUCCUCACCACCCACUGAAUCUUUGCAAAAUCAACCGGUCUUGAUUGCUCAGCCUGAUCUGAGCUCUAAUCUGGCUCAGCCCAUUCAUUUUUCUGUGUCCUCGUCGAGUCCUAAUGAGAAGACUCAGUCCUGGAGAGAGGCUCGGGUUGGGGACAGGUCUACCAUGAGCAGCCGGGCCAUGGGGAGCGAUUCUGGAGAAGCCACACCUCUGUCUGGGGUUCCAGCCAGCUCUCUCAUCUGCUCACCUCUGCCUAACAACCUUGGCCAGGGUAAUUUUCCACACGUUUCUGAAAUUCUUCCCACCCAACCUGCUAAUUUGCUGGUUCAACCACCCUCUCAUCCAGCUCCAAAGAACUUGCUUCCAGAAGGUCAGAAGAUUCACAGUUCAGAGAACGCUCUCCCAGAGCUGGGUAACAGCCCUGCUGGGAACACAGGCAUCACGUUGGUGUCGCCCACAAACACUGCCCCGGAAGCCCACAGUAAUAAGGCAAAUCACCCCAGUAAUUGGGAAGAGACUUCAGGAGCACUGGACUUCACACUAAAUAGGACUUUGGAACAUCCCAUGAGAAUGUAUAGCCUGUCCCAUUCUGAUGGCCCAGCCUCUUAUCAGCAAACCAUCCCCAACCAUCCCAGACAGCCUGGGCCUGGGGUGCAUAACCCAGACCAUCUCUACCAACAGAGGACAGAAGGCGCUCAGGACCAGUGCAGCCCAGACAGGGCCCAGCAGGAGCUAGCUCCUCCCCUACAAGGGCCCAAAGCAGCACCUUCAGAACCCUCAAACCCAGAAAGUCCACUAGCACAAGGACAGCCCCAGAACCCAGCCCAGCCACCUGCAAGUCCAGCUCCAGCUGACUCGGGUCAGCAGCUGCUGCCUCGGCCACCUCAGUCCUCCAGCGCGUCGGUCGUGUCCAGCAGCUCCAGCCAGGCAGCUGUGCCACCGGGCCAGCAUUGGAUGCAGCCGCAGCCCCUGGACUCCGCGUCCUCUUACUAUUACAGAGCCCCGUAUGAUGGCUGCCAAGCCCAGUACCCCUCACCGUACCCUCCAGACCCUGGCACAGCUCCACUCUGCUACCAGGACAUCUAUGGCCUGUACGAGCCCAGAUACAGGCCCUACAAUAGUGCAGCAUCCACCUACGCUGAGAACUACCGCUACCCCGAGCCCGAGCGGCCCAGCUCCCGGGCGAGUCACUGCUCAGAUCGGCCAUCUGCCAGGCAAGGGCAUCCUGAAGAUUACUACGGUUCCAGGCGUGGAUGGAGCAGCCAGAGCGAUUAUGCCAACUACUACUGCGGCCAGUACGAGUACGCAGAUCCGGGUCGCUGGGAUCGAUACGCCUAUGGUUCUGGGUUCAGGGAUCCCCGCCCCUAUGACCGCAGGUAUUGGUAUGACAUGGAGUACGACCCGUACAGGAAAGAAAGCUACGCUUACGCUGACAGGCCCGAGAGGUAUGACGACCCCUGGAGGUACGACCCUCGCUUCACAGGGAGUUUUGAUGACGACCCUGAGCCCCACAGGGACCCUUACGGGGACGACGUGGACCGGCGCAGUGUGCACAGUGAGCACUCGGGGCAGAGCCUUCGCAGUGCGCCCAGCGUGCACAGCCGCCACAGCAGCUUCAGUGCCCACUCGCAGCAGAGUCAGGUUUACAGAAGCUGCAAUGUGACUGGGGGUCCUUAUGAGGCCCCACCUCCGCCGGGCUCCUUCCACGGGGACUAUGCCUAUGACACCUACGUGAGCAAUUUCAGCAGUGCCCAGGGCUUCCCAGAGUACGGCUACCCUGCUGACACCGGUUGGCCCACCAUGGAGCAAGCUCCGUCGAGACCCACGUCUCCCGAGAAGUUCUCCGUGCCUCACGUCUGUGCCAGGUUCGGUCCUGGCGGGCAGCUCAUCCGGGUGAUCCCCAAUCUGCCUUCGGAAGGACAGCCCGCCCUGGUGGAAGUGCACAGCAUGGAGACGCUGCUGCAGCACAUGCCGGAGCAGGAGGAGAUGCGCGCGUUCCCGGGGCCACUGGGCAAAGACGACACCCAUAAAGUGGAUGUUAUUAAUUUUGCACAGAGCAAAGCCACACAAUGUUUGCAGAACGGAAACUUAAUCGACAAAGAGUCUGCAAAUCUUCUCUGGAACUUGAUCGUUCUGAUGUGCAGACAGAAUGGGACCGUGGUGGGAACAGACAUCGCGGAACUGUUGUUACAAGACCACAAAACAGUGUGGCUUCCUGGGAAGUCACCCAACGAGGCCAAUCUGAUUGAUUUUACAAACGAGGCCUUGGAUCGAGCCGAGGAGGAGGAGUCGGGGGAGGCCCAGCUCUCGUUUCUCACGGACAGUCAGGCCACCAGCACCGACACGCUGGAGAAAGAGACGGAGCGGUUCAGAGAGCUGCUGCUGUACGGCCGCAAGAAGGAUGCUCUGGAGUCUGCGAUGAAAAAUGGCUUGUGGGGCCAUGCCCUGUUACUCGCAAGCAAGAUGGACAGCCGGACACAUGCCAGAGUCAUGACCAGGUUCGCCAACAGUCUUCCAAUCAACGACCCUUUGCAGACCGUCUACCAGCUGAUGUCCGGGCGGAUGCCUGCAGCAUCCACGUGUUGCGGAGACGAGAAGUGGGGCGACUGGAGGCCGCACCUGGCUAUGGUUUUGUCCAACCUGAACAACAACAUGGACGUGGAGUCCAGGACAAUGGCCACAAUGGGAGACACGCUAGCUUCAAAAGGCCUCUUGGAUGCUGCGCACUUUUGCUACCUCAUGGCCGAGGUGGGAUUUGGGUUUUACACAAAGAAAACCACGAAACUUGUCUUAAUUGGGUCGAACCACAGUUUGCCAUUUUUGAAGUUUGCGACCAAUGAAGCUAUCCAGAGGACGGAGGCCUAUGAGUACGCCCAGUCGCUGGGGGCGCAGUCCAGCCCCAUGCCCAACUUCCAGGUGUUCAAGUUCAUCUACUCCUGCCGCCUGGCCGACAUGGGACUGGCCACACAGGCCUUCCACUACUGCGAGGCGAUAGCCAGGAGCGUCCUGCGGCAGCCCCACCGGCACUCCCCCGUGCUCAUCAGCCAGCUGCUGCAGGUCUCUUCCCAGUUACGCCUCUUCGACCCUCAGCUGAAAGCGAAGCCGGAGGAGGAGGCCUUCGUGGAGCCCGCCUGGCUGGUGCAGCUGCAGCGCGUGCAGAAGCAGGUGCAGGAGGGCGCUGUGGUGUGGAGUCAGGGUGCCGUCUUCCCCCAGCGCUGUCCCAGCACACCAAGCUCCGAGGUGGGGCAGCCUGACGGCCCAGGACUCGAGCAGCCCUUGGACCUGGGCACUGAGAAUCCACUACUGGCGCCCCCUGUGCCCAGUGCUGAGCAGGGCAUGUGGCUGCUGCCUGUAGCUCCACCGACGCUCCCCGGUGGCCAGCCCGCCACCCCUGCCAGGGUGCCAAUGUUCCCGGUGCCGCCCCCAGGCACUGUUGAGCCGGGGCCUGGUGGUGGAGCCCCAGGGUCUGUGCUUGGCUUCGCAGAGCCCUCUGGGCCUGAUCCUGCAGCGCUGUACCCAGGGCCUGGCAUGCCACCCAGCACACCGUCUCUUCAGGAAGGUGAACAGCUGCUCCGGACCCAGGGCUCAGGGACGCUGCCACAGGACACCCACGGAAGAAGCUCACUGGCAGAGCGGAGAGAAGAGGAUUUUGGUGGCAAAUCGGAUAAUGUGGGCUCCUCGAGGAAGCCGCAGGACGCUGAGGCCCCCCCGGGGUGGGGCGGUGCCAGCCUGGGUUCCCUGCAGCCUCCAUCUUUGACACCUGCUCCUGAAGUGAAGAGCCCGGUACAAGCAGCCAAAACAGAGCCCAGAGAGCCCAAGAAGAGUGGCGCGUCCUGGCUCUCUCGCUGGCUGUCAGGGAAGAAGAGGACAGAAGCACACCUGCCGGACGACAAGAACAAAUCGAUCGUCUGGGACGAGAAGAAGAACCGAUGGGUGGACACCAACGAGCCCGAGGAGGAGAAGAAGGCUCCGCCCCCGCCUCCGGUGCUGCUUCCCAACGCUCCCCAAGCUGCCACCGCUGAGCCUGGGGGGCCCCCCAGAGCCUCUGUGAACAUGUUUUCUAGAAAAGCAGCCGGAACUCGAGCGCGCUACGUGGACGUCUUGAACCCCGGCGGGCCCCAGCGCGCGGACCUGGCUCCUGCCCCCGCAGACCUCUUUGCCCCACUUGCCCCACUCCCGAUCCCAACGCACUUGUUCGGACCAAACCCAGAUGCAGAGGGAGCCCCACCCGCAGAAGCCUCUAGCAGGGAAGGGCGCUGGCCGGCUGGGGGUCCAGCUCAUCCCGAACCUUCCUCGGAGCCCCAGCUUUCGCGCUGCAGCUCGAUGAGCUCGCUGUCACGAGAAGUGAGCCAGCACUUGAAUCAGGCUCCCAGUGACUGCCCCCCGGCAGGGGACCCCCCCCAGGCGGCCGUGGCCUUCUACAACCCCACGCAGUUCACACAGGCCUCUGUCACCUCCGCAAGCUCAAGGUCGGGGAGGGUUGGCCAGAGGAAGUACCCGGUGUUGAGGUAGACGGCCCUGCUCUACACCAGCAUUCGGCCCGAAACGACUCCACCAACACUCAGACUGAUGGCCUGCGGCCUCCCUGCGCCCACAUGGACAGCAGGGACUCGGAGCCGCAGCUCCGCACUGUCUGCAGGAAGUGUCACCCGCGUUAACCCCACAGCCCUCAGGUCUGGACGGGGGAGAGCCUGUGGCUCCUACCUUUCACCUACAGAGCGGGUUCAGGACAGCGGUCAGUCACUUCAGAACGUACCCCGAGUACAGCGACUCCCUUUGCUGCCGGGGGAACUUGGAACUGCGGGAACCAGGGCGUCUCCCAAAGCCUGGCGGCGAGUCCGUCAGAUUCCUCCCGGUUCCCCCGAGAUGCUGGAAGAAAGGGAGCCUGUGACUGGGGCACACUGAGGCCUGCUCUGCAGCCGCGCAGUCGGCAGCUGCCCAGCGGUGCAGACCCAGAGCGCGGCUGGUGGGCGGGCCUCGGCGGGCCUCAGGGCGUGGUCACUGCCCGGCCUCUGCCAGGUCCAGGCACCCGGCACCCCCGCGUCUCUCCUGCACAGACCUUGCAGUGGCGCCGGAUUCUCUGCCCGACUGGGACCGCGAGGGCUUCCCGCUGCCGGGGCCUGGCUGCACGCGCCGCGAGGAGAGGCCGCAGCAGAGCUUGUCCGGUGCCGCUGGUCCUCCCGGCAGCCCUGGGUGGAGUGUGGCUCUUUGUCUGGGUCUCUUCAGCGAGUAGCGUGGCCGGGCUUAGGGCAGCCGUGUUGUGGCUGCCACACUCUACACGCCCGAGCCGCAUUACCGCUGGUGGCUUCAGGGUGCCGGCCAGCUGCAGGCUUCCUCUCACCGGGUGACAGCGGCAGCGUUGUAAACAAAGUGGCUAAAAUAAUUUCUUGGCAGAAGCUCCUGAAGCUGGUAUUUCUGCCCCUGGAAUGUCCCCACACUGACCGUCAGUAGCUGGUGUGUGACUCUCCGCCGCCUGAGUCUGCAGAGGGAGGCCUUCCUCCUAUCAGACUCAGGGCUUCAAGGCUUCAUCGACUGUUCCUAAAACUGUUCACAUUCUUGUGACAUCUAAAGAGACUGAAGAAAGAUUAAAAUAUUUAUAAAAAUCAUUAGGAACUAAUUUCUGUAGUUCUGCUUGGUAUUUUAAAUUUCUGUAGUCGUGUGACUGGACUGGGCACAGGUCCUCCUGUUCCCUGGUUCGGGGAUCGCGUAGGAAGGGCCCACAGAAUGUCCGCAGCCCUGCGUGACCGGACCCACAGUUCUCACUGGGAAAGGCCCGGCCCCAGCGGUGUGUCUCUUGUUCCCUAGGUCAGCAGGGUGUGACUCCUGGGGCCUGAGACCCUCCUGUCCUCGGCUUCCUCCAGCCCAUUGUUCUCUGUUAGUGACUUUUAAUUCAAGAAGCUUCCUCCAGGUGGGAGCUGCUAUUUUUCCUAAAUGCAAAUUGUUACACUGCAAAUUGUUAAAUAAAAUAUUUUGC